Molecule: messenger RNA, 12156 nt
Organism: Plasmodium malariae
Lineage: Eukaryota; Apicomplexa; Aconoidasida; Haemosporida; Plasmodiidae
Product: conserved Plasmodium protein, unknown function
Exons: 10
Coding region: 1-12156 (4051 amino acids)
Source: RefSeq, a predicted model, not a curated record
AUGAAUUACACUUUUUUAAACAAACACAAUGGAAAAGAAUUAUACAGCAUUAUAGUCAAUUACAUAAACUUGAGUCAGUAUGAAUUAGCACGAGCUUUCUUACAUAAUUUAAUAAUAACUAAUCUGUUAAAUGAAGAUGAUUUCAAGAAAGAAAAAAAAGUAUCAGACAAAUUGAUAAGUGAAAAAUUGUACUAUUUAAGGAAAACCUUAAAGUUUAUGAGGAAAUUUUUACCCUAUGGGUGCUCUCCAUUGCAAAUAAUUUCGAACGAGUUGUCGACAUCCCAUUUUCUCCUAAAGAUUAUAAAAGAUUAUAAUGAAUUUGUCGAUAUUAUAUUUUAUAAUGUUAUUAAGUAUGAGCCCUACCUUUGCAAAAGUGGAAGCGCUUUCUGCGGCGGAUUUGGUUGCACUUAUGCCUAUGAUUUGUCAAAGGGGAAACAUAAAAAAGGAGUACGAGAGAUGGAAGAGGCAAAAGAGGCAGGAGCGAUGGAUGAGACUGAGAGGGUCAGAGCGAUAGACGAACCUGGAAACGGGGUAGAGGAACUCCAAACAAGAGGGGCAUCAGUAGGAGCAGGCAAAUUUCAAUUUCUUCUUAAAAAAAAAUAUAUAUCUACAGUUUUAAAAAAAAAAUUAUCAUUCGACGUUUUACUUGCAACUAUAGUAGUGUACAAGGAAUAUUUCUAUCAGUGUGUAUUCAAAGAUUCUGGAGGAUAUAAUUUCUUUUCCAUUGAAUGUGUACAAUACUUGAGACGAAUGUACAAUUUAUAUUUAAAAACAAAAGAAUUGUUAAAAAAGAAGAGAACGAAAAGUCGUUUAUCUGAAUUCGAAAUGAAGCUUAACGACACUUGUGGUGCUUUUAAUAUAUUUAACAAAAUCGUACCGUACAACAGAAAAUAUAAACAUGUAAGUGGACGAUAUAGCGAUCUGACUAAUGUAAAUGUACCCAGAAAAAGGCGCAUGCGUAAAAGCACAAAAAAGGAUUUCCUCCAAGAUAUAGAUGAGCUGCUCCUAGACAGCCUGAGGAUAAUUUACAGGGGAGGACAACAGGACAGGAAAGUAAAUGCAAGUGCAGAAAUAAAUGCAAGUGCAGAAGUAAAUGCAAGUGCAGAAGUAAAUGCAAGUGCAGAAGUAAAUGCAAGCGCAGAAGUAAAUGCAAGUGCAGAAGUAAAUGCAAGUGCAGAAGUAAAUGCAAGUGCAGAAGUAAAUGCAAGUGCAGAAGUAAAUGCAAGUGCAGAAGUAAAUGCAAGUGCAGAAGUAAAUGCAAGUGCAGAAGUAAAUGCAAGUGCAGAAGUAAAUGCAAGUGCAGAAGUAAAUGCAAGCGCAGAAGUAAAUGCAAGUGCAGAAGUAAAUGCAAGCGCAGAAGUAAAUGCAAGUGCAGAAGUAAAUGCAAGCACAAGCGAAAACAAAAAAGCAAAUAUUUACGAAUAUACAAACUCUGCUGUCAGAGCGAUCGCAAGUGGGCGAAGCCUCCACCCUCGUGUGUGUAAUAGUCUAAACGUGAUAUACAUACACCCCCUGUAUAUCAUAAACCAGAGACCCAUAUUUAAUUAUAUCAAUACGUACAAAGAAGAACUGUCUUUCUUUUAUGAGAAAAAUAUUAUGUUUUUGUUACUCAAUGAUUUGUUCUAUUUAAUGUUCUUCUUGCCUAUGCUAGCUAUGCAUUUGUUCAAAAUGUUUUGUUUCAACAAAGAAUUCUAUAACACAUUAUUAAAACUAUUUUUGAUGAAUAAUAAAUAUGAUCACCGUCCUAAGGGAAGUGAUAAAACAAAAGGAAAAGAGAGUUCAGUAGGUGAGGGAAACGAUGUAAUAGUAAAUAUUUGCCAAAGUAAUGGGAAACGAGUCGUUCCACAGAACAGGAAUUUUUCCCAUUGGAGGGGUAAUAACAAUGAUGAUGGCUUGGUAGAGUACAACAUGAACGGAGCUACAGUUGAGAUACAUGUAAACAGGGAACAUGACUUGGUGAAGAAAUGCUAUAUCAUAUUUCUAGAAGUAUAUUACAACCUAAUACAUAUAUACAUAGAUGUAUUGGUAGAGAAAUUAAAAAAGAAAGAUCUAUUUAAUUAUUAUAAUUUUUUAUAUUUGUUCAAAUAUAAUAAUAUAUGCAUAAACAACAUCUUUUUGUUUUCACUCUCCUCUACAAUCAUAUUGUUGUCUACACAUUUAGACGAAGAGAUAGAAAAAAAAGAAAAAAAAAUGGAUCUUCAAAAACGAUAUAUUCUGAGUGAGCUAAAUGAACCUGAUAAUUCUAUUCGUUCCUUUAAUAUGACCCAUACUAUGUAUGAUCUAAGUUCGAACCAACUCAAACUUUUCCAAAAGCAGCGUUGUCUUGCUAGGGUAGUGUUAAGCAAGAUUUACAAUUUUAUUGCUGUACUCGUGUUUUACUACAAUGGCAAUGAGCUUGUCAUCCGGUGCUUCAGUCAGUGCAAUUUCGAAAGAGUUCAUGGUGAUAAUGACGACAGUAUUUAUAAUAAUAGUAAUAAUAAUAGUAAUAAUAAUAAUAGUAAUAAUAAUAAUAAUAGUAAUAAUAAUAAUAGUAAUAAUAAUAAUAGUAAUAAUAAUAGUAAUAAUAAUAGUAAUUACCACUAUCGCGAUGAGCAAAAAAUGCGUUGGGGGAAAAAUGAAAAGGAAUGCAAUACGUUUCCAAUACUGCUGAAUAACGUAAUUCUGUACGUUCAUAUAAAUUAUAGACAGAUAGGAAAUAUUUUUGAUUAUUACAUAAAUAAAAUGCAAGGUAAUUGGAAGGAAAAACUCAACAAGUGUUUUUAUAAUAACAAAUGUAUUAUAUACGAAACGUUGACUUCAACCAAUAGCUUUUAUUGUGCUGAUAACAAACAUAUUUACAAUAUACUUCUUUAUUUAUAUAAUUACAUGGACGACUUAUAUGCCAGAACCAUGCCAAGAUAUAACAUAAUUUACUCAGACAUCAAGGUGGAAAGAAACGAGGAUUUGCUCUUUUACAUCAAUGAGUCAAGGAUACGCGGCAUCCACUUGUUGAACUAUCUAUUCAACGUGUGCGAGGAGCAGAUAAGAAAAAAGAGUUUUCUAUAUCUGGAUAAUCUUUUGCAGAAUUUUAAGGCCCUCAAAAAUCUGUGCAUUCUUUGCUGCCUAGAAAACUGUGAGGAGAUGAGUACGAAGGAAAAGUGUUUAUCCGAGUUGAAGCCAUGCAAGAAGAAUAUUUACCUGUACAAUUACAUUAAAUAUGUAAAGAGUAAGGUAAAGGUUGCUUCCUUAAUUUAUUAUUUUUAUAAAAAAAAUGAAAAAGCAGCAAAAUUAAAACAUAGCAAAAAAUUGUCAAAAAGUGAAAUAUAUAUCAAAUUGAACAGAUCAUCUAAUGCGUUUUUCUUAAACGAGGUGAACUUACUGCAUUGUGUGGACUACAACUUCUUAACAAAAUUAAAAAACUGUGUAGUUAGAAACGGAUUACACAAAAGGGAGGAGUAUAUGAACAUUAAUUUUGUUCUUUUUUACACAAUCGUCAAGAGGGUAUACCUUUACCUGAGCGGAUACAACAAAUUGGAAGGGGUUAAAAAAUGCUACAGAUUAAUAACGUACAAUGAAUGCAGGAUAAGGAUAUUGUUAUACGUGUUUAUACUACUCUUUAGAUGUGUACAACAUGGAAAAGUAGAAGCAAACAAGUUCAUUAAGUUAAUACUCCUUUUGUACCAAAAACUUAAAUACUUGAAAAAUGAAAAAAAAAAAUUUUUCGCUAAUAUAAAAUAUAUACUAAAUAAAGUUGUUCAAGAUGUGUAUAUCCGAUUAUUCAUUUUUUUUAAAAAGUAUGCGUGUGAUGAAGUGAGAUUAAUUAAAUUUAGGAACAACAUUAACAAAAGGAAUAAAAAUGAUAACGAAGGGAUAGACAAUAUAUAUAUGGAUGAUACUAAGCUGCACAAACGAGGUACGUGUGAUACUCAAACAGGAACACGUAACGUAGUAGUCAAGAAUGAGAAAAACAACAAACAGAUGAACCAAGCGAAUAUAAGGAGAACUUGCAAGGGGCACGUUAAAAGUGUGUAUACGAACAAGGUAAGGGGAAAGAAUUUGACUAAUGGAAGCACAUAUAAUGAGGAAGGUAGUUUCCAUAACAGGUACAACUAUCCAUAUCUCACUUUUCCAUUUCCAAAUGUUAAUAAUUUUGCUCACAAUGGAUUAAUGAAAAUAUUAGAUAAACAGUUAUCUUUACCUAAUUACAGGAAGGGUGUACUUGGUAAGAAUAAGACGAAAGAACUUUUUAUUUUUAAUUUAUUAUCCCAAUAUGAAAAGAAGUUUAAAAAGAAUAGCAGUCCUAUGUUUUUGAUGAAUAAUACAUCAUUUUGUAAAUUAUCAAAGGAUAGAAUAAAAAGGAGUUGUAGCAAUUUUGAACAAUACUUCUUCCAAUUAAUGCUCGACGACGCGCACGAAUAUAUAUAUAAAAAUAUAGUAGACAGGAGAAAUAAUUACCUGAACAUGUUCAUAUACAAUAGGUAUAAAAACGAAUUUUCAAAAAAUUCCGUUUAUAAUUUGAUAUUUUACUUAGAACUAAACGCGCUAUUUAAAAAAAUAUACGUGUGGGAUUACAGCCAAAAAAUAUACGCAAGUACUUGUAGAGGAAAAAUAGAUGCGCAUAGUUAUAGUCGUAAAUCUCACGUACGUAGUUGUAGCCCCUUUUUAGAUAAGAAACUGCGUAACAUCGUAAUUGACAAAAAAAUGCUCAUUCUCUUUUUUCAUUAUAUCGUGUUUUACUAUGACAAGUACAAAAGGAACGAGUUAAAUAAAUAUAUCUUUAUGAAUAGCCAAAAUAUGGAUUUUCUCAUUCUGUACAACUGUCUAAAUAUGUGUGUGGUGUACUCGAACACGCCUGAAAAGGGGGCUAUGCUGCUCAAGUUUGUCAAAGGAAAAAUAAAAACAAUGAAGGGGGGAAGUGGUAUAUGCAAUGGAGCGGGAAGGAAUAAUAGGCGCAGCAGCGGUAGAAGAAGCAGUGCCUUCUUUGACUUCCUGCUUAACUUCAUCAACGGGGUACUGGUGUUGAUAAACAUAAAAAAGACAGAGACGAACAGUGAAAGCAAACGAGGAGAAGGAACGAAGAAGAACCAUUGGGGGUUCCCCACAAAGAAGAGGAAUAAUGCAAUAAAAGAAAACAAAAGCAUUUUGCUUAGCAAAUAUCUACUACUAAAAUCAAGCUCAUUAAAAGUAGAAUCAAAAUUAAUUGAAAAGUAUUUUAUCGAUUUAUAUAAGAAAAAAUAUUUUCUAAAAGAGAUGUGCUUUUUUUUUAAUAAUUUAAAAAAGAAAAAUAAUAUAUAUGUACAUGUUAAUUAUGAGGAUAUGAAUUCAUCUUUAGAAAAGUAUUCCAUAUUAUUACUACAAAAUGACGAGGGUACAUGUAUAAAUUAUUUAAUCUGUUUGUUUGUAUAUUAUACUAUUCUAAUCAAAUAUAUACAUAACUCGAUGACAACUAAUGAAAGUAAUGUAAAUUUUUACAAACAUCUAUAUGCGAAUAAAGAAAAUUGUAACCAUUUUAAUGUUACAUAUGACAAAAUUAUUAAUUACAAUUUAUUUUUUCUGUUUAAAAUGGAUCUAUGUACUAUAAUUAAAUACAUUCUCUUUGUAUGUUCUUCCUAUAUCAGUGCAAAUAAUUUGUGCUCGUUAUAUUUUAUGCACUACUAUAAAAUAAUAUCUGAUAAUGUCGAAACGCAUUAUACACUAAACAGGUUCUUAUCCUUUGGUUUACAUAAUAACACAGAUGCAAAAAAUAAUUAUCUACUCUCCUUUUUUGUGGAUACAAACAACUCGACGGAAAUGAGAUAUAAAAUAGGAUUUAAAAAUAUAUACAAAAAUAGAAGGAUAGUUGACAAGUACUUAACGGAUGAUUUGUUAUUUCUGUUAGGGGAUACUGCCGGUGUUGCACUAUUAGAAAAAUUGAAGUACAAAAUGGUAGCAUCAAGAGGGAGCAAGAAUAACAAGAAAGUGUGUAACGUAAAACUAUUACAUAAUUACUAUAUCGAUUUUGUGAGUAGCUAUAUUGGUCCAGGUAAAUCUGAUAACUUAUUCAAUGGAGUUGAUUCGUUCCUUUCAGGAGGGACUUCCCGAUUCACUGAAAGAGAGAGAAGUCAAGUCGCAGUAUCUGGUGAGGUAGCAGCAUCUGGUGAGGUAGCAGUAUCUCGUGAAAUCGCAGCAUCUGGUGAGGUAGCAGUAUCUUGUGAAGUCUCAGCAUCUCGUGAAGUCGCAGCAUCUAACAAGGAACGCAAAACGAAAAGGGCGCUUGUUACCCCCCUGGAAGGGAGUAAGGCAAAUUGGGACAAAGACCUCCUGACAGAUGAUAUGAAAUAUUUAAAGGGAAAAAACAAGCUAAUAGUUCUUUUUAUAUGUUUAGAGAAAUGUGAUAACUAUUUUCCUUUUACUUUUAAUAUGCUAUACGUAUACUACUUUUCAAAUAAAUACAAAUACUUGAAUAGGUUUACAAAGGAAAGAUAUAAUUCUAUUAAUAAAAUUUUUAAAAUUUUGAGAAAAGAAAAAACAGCAGGAGACUGCUUAUUACAGAGCAACAAUAAAUGCUUAGGAGAAAUACAUUUUAUAAACUACUCCAAUUUAGCAUAUUUAAAUAGCUUCACCAAUACUGUUUUAUGUUCUACUAUAUAUGACAAUCAGUAUAAUAUGGACUGUCUGUUUAUGUACAACAUAUAUAAAGAAAAGGAAAAUUUUGAAUAUGUAAGAAAUAUUAUAGAAAAGAAAUUAAAUAAUUUCUAUCUCUCCUUUUUUAAUUUACAUAAUAUAUACAGUAUACCCCCGGAGAAGGGUAUAAAAAUGAGUGAACUGUUACAGUACACCCUAAAUGAUCAUAUUUCUCUUCCUUCACUACUGGAUAUAGUAGUUAAUACACUAAAAAAUAAUAGUAAUGAACUAAGUAAACUACGGUUUCAUCAAAUUAGCAUUAUACUGAAUACUUGUUAUCAUAAAAUUGAGAAAUUUCAAAAGGAUAACCCAACAUAUAUAGAGUGUAACCAUAUAAAUUAUGACCAAAUAAACUGCAAUAAUUUUGACGAACUACCUACCACUCUCCACAAUAACAUUGCUAAGUUAAAUGUGUACCUAAACGUGUUCAAAAUUAUUAGGAGAAUCAGAAAAGUUCAAAAGGGAAAAACAGUCAGCAACGGGGGACAACGGAGGAUCGGCAAAAGUUGCUGGGUACAUAUUUUUAAAAUAAUUAUGAACAAGCAAGAAAAAAGCAAAGACAUUUUACACUUUAUUACUUCGAAUAAGAUAUUUAAACACUGCCUCUUUUAUUUGAAAUUUAAAAAUUGCAUAAGCUCGUCGAGGAAUGCGCUUAUAAGAUGUAACAGCGAGUAUCUUUUGCACCUAUGGGGAAAAAAUAGCUGUAAAAAAAAAAAAAUUAUUUUCUUUCUCAAUACCUUGGGUGAUGACUUAGUUAGAAAGAUGUUGAACAGUAUUCUGUAUAGUGUAAGAGGUGGUAGCAGUGGCGAUAGUAGUGGUUUCAGCAAUGUUGACAAUGGAAGUCCCGGUAGCACUAAUAUACAUCGAUUAUUCUUCUUCAUAUUGCAGCAUUUUAAGCACUCCUAUGUAAAGAAGUUGUAUGUGUUAUCCUUAACGACUUUCUGUCUUCAAACUAUGAGCAUACGAAAAAUAAAAUAUAAACAUAUCAUGUCGUUACUGCUAACUAAUGAGAAAUUCAAGCUAAUCGAGUACAUUUUGAAAAAUCAUUUAUUUAAACCAUCUUUGUAUUCAUUUUAUUAUUACGCCUUUUUACAUAUUCACAUUGACAUAGAUAGAAAGAGAAUACUGCAUAGAGAGAAACACAUGAGCAAACAAAAAAAUGAAGAGAAGUUUCAAAGGAAAAUGUAUAAAAAAGAAUUUGUUCCUUAUGAUUUAUCAAGAUGUCUUACCAUAUUACAACUGACAGUGAUUCUUGACCAGAGUGCUAAUUUUGAAUUUAUUUAUGCAUCCUUUUUGUUUGUUUUGCAGUCCGUGUUUGAUAAAAUUUGUGGGGCUGUUGAAAAGUGUAACAGGGAAGUGGUUAGUACAAAAUGGAGGGAGGCGCAUUGCACAGAGUGCAGUGAGGAGGACAUUGACGUAACAAAGAUAAGAAAAAUUGAUGAAGUUUAUCGAACCAGUAAAAAGAAGGAAGAAGAACAAAAAUGGAGAAUCAAAAAGAAACACAGCUUAUUUUACAACUUUCAUAAACAUUAUAUAGAUCAUCGGUUAAGAAAAGGUGUGGUAAGAAGCGAUCUAGGAAGUAAGGAAAAAAAUUGCUAUGUUAGAACAUAUUACAUAGUUAAUAGAAAGAAGGACAACACCAAAACAAUGGAAGGAGGAAAAAAUGCACUUAGUGAAUACAAAAAAAAAGGGGAAAAAAAGAUGAAAGAGAAGGAGGGGGAUAAAAACUCUAUUAGCAUAAACAUUUUGAUUUAUACAUUUUAUAAAAUUUGCUUCUUCUUUUUUGAAAAUUACAAGGACUUAAGAAGCGCAAGCAAUAUGAUAUGUAUCUUACUACCAAUAUUGAUAUAUAUUAGGAUCUCUAUAAAAUUUGAAAUAUGUAUUAAAUCAAUAAUUAAAUUAAAUAUAGAAAGGUUGAUUAACGUUUUAAAGGUAAAAAAUUAUAAUAUGUGUAACCACUUGAUACACAGAAUAUGUUCCUGUUAUUAUUAUAAUGUGAAUUCAUUUGGAGCAUUAAAUGAACCGUCUUUAUUUUUUCCCUUAUUAAAUAAAAACAGAGUUUUCAAAAAAUAUAAAGCUUUGAAAAACAUUGUAUCACUGCUCAGAUAUGGUAAUACAAUCGCCCCCAAUUCGGCCCUUACCAUGGAUGUACAACAUUUAGAAAAAAUAAACAAUUUUUAUAUUUACAAUUAUUCACAUCAGACGUGUGUGUAUAGAACUUUUAUAGACAUAAAUAGUAUUAUAUAUAAGGAAUUAAAAAAAAAAGUAGAAGUGGACCGAAAGGUAGAAGAAAUAAAGGCGAUAGAGAAAAAGUGUAUUUGGAAUGACCUUUAUUUUCAUCAUAAUCAACUCGAAGGAAGGGAAGAAUUAUCUAACAAGGUGAAGAACAAUUUCACCAAAAAAGCUUAUAAAAAGUUCAAAAUCAUAAGUAAAGAAAAGCUAUUAAACAGAAUUCAAAAUAUUCGAUUUAGUAUAAUAACAUUUGCGUAUGAACUUGUACAUAAAAACAGAAUGCCUUUAUAUUCCAGUCUUGCCUUAUUUUUUUCCUUUUUUUUCAAUUUUCACUAUUGUAGUAACAUUUACAAAAUUUAUAAAAAUGUUUUUUCCUAUUUCAAUAAUAUGCAUGUAGAGAAGGAGAAAAUAAAUAACGCAGAAAAGGCAAACAACAAUAUAAACUUAAAAGAAGCAGAGAUGUUUAAACAAAUUAGAAAAGAGAAGAGUUAUUACAUGAAAAGAAAUAAAAAUGAUCGACAUGUUUCAGUAUCAAACGCUCGUAAUAUUGCACAAAAUUGUGAUAACAUGUAUAAAAUAGUUAUUCAAACGAGUAAAAAUAGCUAUCACUCAUAUAUCAUUUUAAAAAAUGAAAUUCUUAAUAAAAUUAAAAAAAAUGAUUUUUUCUUCGAUGAGAAGUGGAACUGUAUUAUAUACAGUUUGUUGCAAUGUGAUGGCAAUAUUGCUCGUCUUGGUGCACUUACAACAAAUCAGAGUAAGGAAUUGUUUUUUUACACACGUUACCAGACAAAUAAAUUAUAUGAUGAUACAGUUGAAUACAUUCCUGCAAAUAUGUACUCAGUAUCCUCUUCUAUUUAUGUAAAGAAACAUCUUUUAACCCAUGUAACAUUUGCUUAUCUUUAUAACUACUAUAACAACAUUUACUUCGAAACGUGUAACGAACAACAUAUAGAAAAAAUUAAUUCUCUUAAGGAGAAGAAGUUAUUUAUGUAUUUAAUGGAAUUGAUAAAAAAUCCUUAUGCAAUGAAUAGGGAGAAAAAGUGUUAUGAAAGAAAAAAAUGCUCUAAUGUUUCCAGCUGUUCAAUGUUCUCAUUUAAUAAUAACACACAAAAAAAUGAUAAAAAAAUGAUAAACGAAUUUAGCACGUUGGUAGGAAAAAAUAUGAACAAGUCAGAAAAUGUACCAUGCGAUUUUGUAAAAAAGGAGAAAACGAAAAUUACAAAAUUGUUCAGCAAGAAAACAAAUUUUAUUAUAUAUUCGAAUUAUAUACAACAAAAAAGAAUAAAUCAAAUUUUUAAUAUGCUUACGAGAAAGGUGGAAAACUUUCAAGGAUACGUAAAAUUAUUGCAUAAUAAUUCUUUGGAAAAAAAUAUAUUCGAAUUUUUCAUAUCGAAAGAAAUUAUCGAUUAUUAUGAAUAUUUUUUUUAUGACCUGAACAACAGCUUGUAUCCCAUGUGUUACAUACAACCUAGUAAUGACUUGAGAACUUUAUCACAAUAUUUCAAAAAAGACAUUAACAAAAUAUGCGAAAAUAUGUCAUGUUCAGAAUAUAGGAACAGGGUUAAAAAAUACGAGAAUGUAAGGAAAAUUCAAAAUUUUAUUUUCCUUAUAUCGUUAUUGUUACCAUCCUCUGCAAAGAGCAUAAAAUUGCGAAACUACAAUAGUUCCAAAUGUGACAAAAGUUACGUGAACACUUUGAAAAAUUAUUUGUCGCUAGCCAAUUUAAUAAAUUUAUAUGCAAAAUAUGAUUUAGACAAGGAAUGUUUCAAGCUUAUUAUAGAAAAGAGCGCCGAUUCCACGAGCUUCAGUUACGUCGUUAAAAGGGCAUAUAAAUACAAUUAUAUAUACAAAAUAUUUCAUAAUAUAUCUAACCUGAAGAAUUCUCUUUUCCAGCAUGAGAUAAAAUGUUACUUGCUGAAAAAGAAAAAGUACACCUUGCUCUAUAACUACGUGGUUUUUUCCAGUGAUUAUUUAAAUGCGGCCAUCUUAUGCAUAUAUAAUUACUCCAUUUCACAGGACAUGGACAUGAAAAAUGGCUACCUGAACAACGCGUUAGUAAACCUCACGUUGAUUAUCAAAAAUUUGGAAAACUCAAACGGUGAAAUACAGAAUAUAUCCAAAAAUAGCAUUAGGAGGAUUCCUCACGACAAUUUUAUAUAUCUUAGUAAUAGUAGAAGUAAUAAGAAGAACAGAAGAAUAUACUACUUGAGUAACUUUAAUAUUCUCUUUGAAGAAUCGCAAAGGAGGAAAAAUCAUCUCAUUGCAGUUGAAACGAUAUUCAGAGGCAUAGAUUUGAUAACACUACAGCAGAAGUUACUAAGUACACACUUAGACUGUGAUGUUAACAUAAUUAAUUGUAAAAAAGUCGAUAUAUCAUUUUGUAUUAACGUGUUAAUAUUUAAUAAGAUCUACAAUUUAUCUGACAACGUAAUAAACAUUUAUCAAUUGGAUUAUAUUUUUACUUAUUGUUUAGCUUGUAUUUUUGGUUUGCUAAUAAAUAAAAAUUUAAGUUUUCUUGAUGAUAUAAUAUUUUACAUAAAAAUAAAAAUAAGUAAUUAUGACAUUAAUAUCUUUAUAAUACACAUAAUUUACCUGUAUUUAAAAUAUAAAAGUAAAUUAAAAUAUAUAUAUGAACAUAUCGAAAAGGUAUAUAUGAAAAAAAAAAAAGAAAAAAAAAUUGUGUUAGAUAGAAAGCCGCUACUUCCAGCUGUAAAGGGGGAAACUAACUUGACAGGGGAAUGUACCAAUACGCAUAGUAAUAAGCGGGGGUGUAAAAUGUUCAGUGCAGACGAUAAUGAGGAUGACAUUGAAGACGAUAACUCAAAAGAGGAAUGCGAUAAUGCUAACAUUAAUUUAGAUGAUCAUGUUCAUAAUAUUCUGACUUAUAUUAAUGAUGAUGAUUUUUUGUUCUAUUCUCAUACAUUAAUAUACAUUCAUAAUAAAAAGGAAUAUAGCAGUAUAUUUAAAAAUAUGAAAAGACUCUUGUUUAAAAACUUAAGCAAAAAUGAUGUAUAUAAAACUAUAAUGUGUGCCUAUAAAUAUGUAAAGAAGAAUAAAAAUAUUAAUUAUAAUUUUAUUAAUGAUAACAUAUCAUAUUUUAAAAAAAUUAAAAGGCGUUCAUACAGCGUAACUAAUUUUACAAGUAUUAACGAAGAUCAUAACUUUUCAAAGGCCCUAUCUCUGGCUAAAAAAUACCCGGAUAGCAUUAAAAAAAAUAUAAUCAACGAGAUUUUAGCAGUCUACAGUUAUUCUUCCGUGGCGAAGGGGGAAUCACAGGCAUAG